AUCGCAAAAAACCGCAUGCAAUUCAGAUUUUAGAGGCACUUCAGAGGCAUCUCUUUAUAUUUCUGUUUGUGAGAAUUCGUUUCUGUGACUAAUUGUGCUUCCCCAGGCAAUGCUGAUGUCCGUUUGAUUGGGUGAUGUCUGCGUCUGUUGGGUUGAUUUGUUAGUGUUGUGAGUGAAUGUAUGCGAGGUCAGUAUGUGGUGGUUUCAGCGGGGGCUCUGCGCUCUCCCGGUGGCUCUGAUCAUCUGGUCAUCCGCUACCUUCCUCAUCUCUUAUGCCACAGCGGUCGUGCUGGGCCAUGCAGACCUGCUCGUUCCGUACAUAAGUGACACGGGCACUGAGGUUCCCGAACGCUGUGUGUUUGGCUUCAUGCUGUCAAUCUCAGCUUUCUUAGGGUUGGGAAACAUGUACGUUCGAUAUAAGCAGGUUCAGGCUCUGACAUCGGCCUCCGAGUCGGGCUUACAGCUGCUGAACUACACGGGCCUGCUGAUGGGAAUCGCCAGCGCUGUCGGGAUGUGUGUUGUGGCCAACUUUCAGAAAACAGAUAUGACAUCUAUCCACCUUUUGGGAGCAGGCCUGACCUUUGGUCCUGGGACGCUGUAUAUCCUGGUCCAGACGGGCAUGUCGUACCGCAUGCAGCCGCGCUUCCACGGCAGGGAUAUUCUGUGUGCGCGUAUGGCUGUGGGCAUGUGGUCGCUCAUUAGCAUCAUUACACUUUUCAUAUCGUCUGUGUUAAUGUAUGACGACCUGCCUGGGGUGGAUGUAGCUGAUAAGUUGCACUGGCAGCCCGGAGAGAGAGGUUUUUUAGCACACGAGGUCAGUGCUGCAGCUGAGUGGUCUCUGGCGUUCUCCUUCAUCUGCUUCUUCUUCACAUACAUACGUGAUUUCCAGAAAAUCGCUCUGUGGGUUCAGCCGGUUCUUCAGAGUAACCAUCUCUACGACUAUCCUCACUAUGAAGAGAGAGAGCACAUGCAGCAAGGAGAGCGCUCGCCUCUGCUGGCUGGUGCCAUGUGAGAGACACUGUCACCUUGUGUCUGACAUCGAGCACUGCAGUCGCAUUCAAACUUGAGUGUUCCUGGAG
Molecule: messenger RNA, 1079 nt
Organism: Puntigrus tetrazona (Sumatra barb)
Lineage: Eukaryota; Metazoa; Chordata; Actinopteri; Cypriniformes; Cyprinidae
Gene: dram2a
Product: DNA damage-regulated autophagy modulator protein 2
Exons: 7
Coding region: 194-1012 (272 amino acids)
Biological process (GO): regulation of autophagy; photoreceptor cell maintenance
Cellular component (GO): lysosome
Source: RefSeq, a predicted model, not a curated record